AUGGUUACUACCCGGAGAACGAAUGCCAGAGUCACCACAGCCUCUCACCGGCGGCCACCGUCGGAGCCUGAAUCUCCGGCGAAGAAGUUCUUCAAGGUGGUUUUACCCUCUACAAUGAAGGAAAACAUGAUGAGGAUUCCCACAAGAUUUGUGAGGCUACAUGGAUCUAAACUCUCCGAGGUUGUUACAUUGAAGACACCUGCGGGAUUCAAGCGUUCGAUAAAGCUUAAACGGAUCGGUGAAGAGUUUUGGUUCCAAGAAGGUUGGAGUGAGUUUGCAGAGGCUCAUUCCAUCAGUGAAGGCCAUUUUCUCUGCUUUGAAUACGAAGGAAACUCGAGUUUCCGUGUAAUGAUCUUCGAUGUUUCGGCUUGCGAGAUCCAAUAUCCACUGGAUGAAGUUCAUAUCAGCGACGAUGAGGUCAUCGAUGUUACAGACGAAGGGUUUCUUGGAACUCAAGGUACAAGGGGAAACGAUCAAUCUGUUAAAGGUGGUGACUCAGGGGAUAAACGUAAGAAGAGACCAAGAGACGAUGAGUUUGAGAAGAUUCUAAACGGUAAGAACCAAAAAGAAAGAACAGACUUUGUCCUUAAUAACAACGUUAUGAGUUGA
Messenger RNA from Thlaspi arvense, 609 nucleotides. The record is from the annotation of a GenBank genome assembly. Lineage: Eukaryota; Viridiplantae; Streptophyta; Magnoliopsida; Brassicales; Brassicaceae.